AAGUCCUUGCUUACCAGGAAGUUUCGCUACGAAGCCAAGUUACAGCAAUAGACGAGCAGAGCGCAGCAAGAAGUACUUCAGCCCGGACGUAUCUGUUGUUGUUAGCCCGCUAACACAAAUCCCAUCUUAUUCAGUUUUGCGCUUGGAAUCAAGAAAAGCAUCAACUAUAAGGAUGUCGCUUUAUCCAUCCCUGGAGGACCUGAAAGUGGACAAGGUCAUCAAGGCCCAGUCCCAGUUUGUGCAGCAGACGAACAUCCCAGCCCUGACAGAGGGGCCCUACCAGCCCAUGCCUGCCAGCCUGGCCACACCUGGAGCCAGCCUGUACCCUAACCUGCAGGAGCUGGGGGAGUAUAUGGGCCUCAACCUAAACAGCGAUGAGGUGCAGAAGAACCUGGCUCUGGUGCCCAUGGCCGACAACCAAGUGGCAGUGCCCGCUGGUGCAGGCGUCAUGGGCAUGGUGCGGCCGGUUACGGGGACAGAUGUGGGCGUCCGCCGGGCGGAGAUCAGGCAGGGCCUGCGGGAGAUCAUCCUCUGCAAGGACCAGGACGGCAAGGUCGGCCUCAGACUCCGCGAGAUCGACAACGGUAUCUUCAUCCAGUUGGUCCAGGCCAACUCCCCUGCUGCCCUUGCGGGGCUGCGUUUCGGAGACCAGGUGCUGCAGAUCAACGGCCAGAACUGCGCGGCGUGGAGCACGGACAAGGCCCACAAGGCACUCAAGACCGCCGCCGAGCAGCGCAUUGAGCUCAUCGUACGCGACAGGCCGUUCCAGCGCACCAUCACCAUGCACAAGGACAGCUCUGGCCACGUGGGCUUCAUCUACAAGUCGGGGAAGAUCACCUCCCUCGUAAAGGACGGCUCUGCGGCGCGCAACGGCAUGCUGACCGACCACUACAUCUGCGAGAUCAACGGACAGAACGUCAUCGGACUCAAGGACACUCAGAUCAAGGACAUCCUGACCACCUCCCCCACCACCAUGACCAUCACCAUCAUGCCCAAGUUCAUCUACGAGCACAUGCUCAAGAAGAUGUCUGGAGGUCUGCUGCGAUCUGCCAUGGACCACUCUGUGCCUGAGGUGUGAGCUGAGCCCCUCUCUGCUGGACCACUGCCUGACCCCUCACCCUCGAACCUUGACCCCUGACCUAUGACUCCAGAGGUCGUGUCUGGGCCACACGCCAUUGGCCACUCGGCCCGCCAUCUUUAUUGCUGAACUGAAAAUAUCGUCUUCAAAUCAUUCAUUCGUAUAUCACUGCGUACAUAUUACACACACAUUUAUACAUGUAUACAUGUUACCAGAUGCCUUGUUUUCUACUGUUCUGCUGUAGUGUAAUGUUUUCAAACUCUUUGUCUUUAGUUAUGUUUUUUUUUCUAUUUUUCUCCCCUUCAUCUUUCUUGUCUGUGUCUGUAUCUUCAUAAUAAUGCAUCGUGUUCAUCUAGUGUUUUUAAUUUGGCUCAUUACAUGCACCUUUUUUAUUAUCGUAUAGUUUGUUUUUUUUAUUAAGAGAAAAAAAAUAAUGAAGCCAUAGUUUUGAGUUAAGAGCUUCCAUACAGGUAAACUACAGCAAGUAAAGGAAAGGAUCGUGGGCAUUGACUACCAUUCCUGGGCUCUGUCCCCGUUUGCAUGCAUGGGCAAGUGAACCACAACCCUACCCCCCCCCAGUUAGGUUUUUAACUGACGUAUGUACGUUUGUGCCAAGAAUGGUUGAUUUUAAUUUUCACUGUUUAGACUGAGCAUAUGGUUUAAGAAAACACACGUUUAAGAGAAUUUUACUUGAUUUUUUUUCUCUCGUUUGAUUGUUUGUUCAGUGUCAUUUUUUUAGGACUUUGUAACUUUUUUGAUAACCCUAACCACCAUUAUCCCUACAGAAUAGAACCUGUAAAAAUUUAUAUAUGAAUGUAACCACAAGAUAAUUAUUGUACAAGUAAAAAAAAGACAAUAAAUAACUCAAAGACACA
Engraulis encrasicolus (European anchovy) is the source of this 1953-nucleotide messenger RNA. It is a transcript of the gene sdcbp2, whose product is annotated as syndecan binding protein (syntenin) 2. Bases 173 to 1078 code for a protein of 301 amino acids. The record is from RefSeq and is a predicted model, not a curated record. NCBI's taxonomy places the organism in Eukaryota, Metazoa, Chordata, Actinopteri, Clupeiformes, Engraulidae. Gene Ontology annotation, molecular function: protein binding. Gene Ontology annotation, cellular component: plasma membrane; cytoplasm. The transcript has 9 exons.